Messenger RNA from Toxotes jaculatrix (banded archerfish), 2722 nucleotides. It is a transcript of the gene st3gal5, whose product is annotated as ST3 beta-galactoside alpha-2,3-sialyltransferase 5. The transcript is spliced from 8 exons. Lineage: Eukaryota; Metazoa; Chordata; Actinopteri; Toxotidae. The coding region runs from base 32 to 1252 and encodes 406 amino acids. Gene Ontology annotation, molecular function: lactosylceramide alpha-2,3-sialyltransferase activity. The record is from RefSeq and is a predicted model, not a curated record.
AAGGGCUCGUAAUGGCGCAACGCAAGGAUCCAUGGAAGGGACCAAACCCUUGAGGGCCAGAGGGCUUCAGGCUUCAGCAGAGAUACCAGAAGAGAUCCCACAAUCCAGUGUGAAUGAGAACAACAUGAAGCCUUCUUUACGCUGGCCAGGACACAGAUCCUCUGUGUGUGUGCCUGUCUCCAGGCGUAUGUUUGUGGUGGUUGGGCUUUUAGUCUUUCUGUUUUUGGUGAUGGUCUCCCUGCCGCCGACUGAAACAGGGUCACACAAACCUCUGAAGUGGCACAUCAACCCUGCACAUAGAAAGCGGGUGCAUGAGCAUGUGCUCAGAGUUCUGGAGGGUCAGUGUCGUCCUGGCAGCACCAGGCGGCGCCUGUUAGCUCGACUCCAUUCUCACAGUUAUGUGACCCAGCCCUUCCUGAAGAACAAGCCGCUCUCUGAUGACCUUUACCAGUAUCCACCACCGUUUGGGUUCAAAGGGCUUCAGGAAAAAGUGAAGGACCUCCUAAAUCUGCUUCCAGACUAUGAAGUCCCACCUCAGCGGGAAACAACAGCAGAUGAUUGUCAGCGCUGUGUGGUCAUGGGAAAUGGAGGCAUUCUCAGAGGCCUGGAGCUGGGCCCACUCAUAGACCGUUUCAACACCAUUAUCAGGUUAAACAGUGGUCCUCUGGGAGAGUUUAGUGUUGACGUUGGAAAUCGCACCAGCAUCAGGAUGAGUUACCCAGAAGGCACGCCGCUCCACUGGGUCGACACAGACCCAGACACUCUGUUUGUCGCUGUGGUGUAUAAAAGAGUAGACAUCAGCUGGAUCUCUGCUAUGAUCAACAAGCUUGCUGUGCCUCUGUGGGACAGGCUCUUCUUCUGGCAGACGGUUCCUCGUCAAAUCCCUCUUGAGCGCCACAAGUUCAGACUUCUAAACCCACUUGUCAUUAGAGAGGUUGCAUUAGAACUACUGAAGUACCCUCCACCCACAUCACGCAUGUGGGGCUGGGACAAGAAUGUGCCUACCCUGGGGGUGUCUGCACUGAAUUUAGCCAGUCUGCUGUGUGAUGAGGUCAGCCUGGCGGGCUUUGGCUACAACCUCACCCAGCAGGGGGCGCCACUGCACUAUCAUGACCACUUGCCUAUGAGUGCCAUGCAGCAGCAGAAGAUGCACAAUGUGGACAGAGAGACCGAGCUCCUGAAAAGCCUGGUCAGAGAGGGAGUCCUCACUGAUCUGACAGGGGGGAUUCACUGCUCCUUCUGCCCUAGCUGACCUCCAGACAUGUCACUGUAAAGCACUUCCCUUUUGUGCUGUAAAGUGCUUGCUUUUUAAGAACAAAACACAUCCUGUUGGAGAAAACACAAAGGCAAUGGCAAGACCAAAGGAUUUACACACAUGAGAAGAAAGAAAGAAAAGAAAUGGAGAAGAGAGAAACUUGGCAUAAAGACUGAAAUCACACCUAAUUUGAAGAGCAUAGGACAUGAAAACAAAAGAGAAUACUGUAAUUCUGGUAGUAUUAAGCUCUUCAACUGGUAAUGCAAUAUUGUCAUGUUCAUAUUAUUAUUAUUUUUUCUUUUUUUACAUCCUCAACUUGUUUAUUUUGCAGUCUUCCAAAAUAGCUGGUCUGUGAAAGGUGAACAUGAGAUGUGUUACAUGUGAACUGUUUUUUUUUUUUUUUAACGUGUCAUUAUUCAUAGUUUGUAAUGUUGUUUAUAACAUUGAAGUUGCACAUUCUAACUUUUGAAAUUACUUUUAAAAUGUUCAUGUAUUUAUGCUUCAGGUCUUCAGUCGUCACAACACAUUUCAUUUCAGAGUGAGAUAGUCAUUUCCUGUGUUUUCAUGAAAAUGUUUUAAUAGCCAAUACAGUUGACAUCAGGGCAGCUUAACUGAAUAACAAAUCAGAUGUAAGGAUUAACCUAUAGUCAGUCCUAUACCCAGUUAAAAUGAGAAGUUUACACUGUCCUCCAAGAAGUUUAAAGGAAUGUAGUUUUCAAAUAAAUGGACAAAAGUUUGUCUGUUUUUUUUUUUGUUUGUUUGUUUUUUUGUUUUGUUUUGUUUUGGGUUUCUUUUGCACUGUUUGACCAGUGGAAAGUAUGAAUGAAAGCACCUACCUAAACUCUUAGUGAUGCAGUAUUUUUUCUAUGAUGUUUUUCAAAUGUUUCUUUUUGUUUAUGUCUUUAUUUUGUCUUAUGUCUUUUUUCAAUUAUAAUUUAAGGAUUUAAAUCUUCUGUGUUUGGCCUUUUAUGUACCAUCUUGAUAAACCCACAAUUCACGUCAGUGUCCAGAGUUACAGCUGCUGCUACUGCACAAGUUUCAAAAAAGCUAAUAACUGAGGCUUCGCCUUGUUUACAGUGAAGAUAUGCAGAAGUCAGGUUGCUUUGUUUUUAAGUUGAAUGUGCCACAAAACGUGUACUUUUUAAACUGUAAAAGAGAGUGCACACAGGUCAGGACACUGCGGGUUAAAUGUUACCUAUUACUUUCCUCUCAGCAGCUCCAAAUCAGAGACAGACUGUGCCUCAGAAACGGCUCAUACACUGCACUUUGUGCAAGUAGUAACGCUCACUGGUCAGACUCUGACAAGGCUUGUGAAACCUUGCCAACCGUGGCUUAAGGUCUGCCGGUAGUACAAUAAAAGUUGCAUCCUGUCUUACACUCAUACAUACAGUGAUUGUUGAAUUUCAUGUAUAGUUUUCAGAUAGCGGCAUAAUUAAAUUAAAACCUUAAUGAAGCGAUCAGUGCUUG